Fonsecaea monophora is the source of this 2616-nucleotide messenger RNA. RefSeq names its product tRNA modification GTPase TrmE. The transcript has 2 exons. Gene Ontology annotation, cellular component: cytoplasm; mitochondrion. Lineage: Eukaryota; Fungi; Ascomycota; Eurotiomycetes; Chaetothyriales; Herpotrichiellaceae. The record is from RefSeq and is a predicted model, not a curated record. Bases 1 to 2616 code for a protein of 871 amino acids. Gene Ontology annotation, molecular function: protein binding; GTP binding; GTPase activity. Gene Ontology annotation, biological process: tRNA methylation; tRNA wobble uridine modification.
AUGUCGUCCGAACAAGAGACGAAGAGCACUGAAGAAACCCAAAUUGGCGGAAACCUCGACGCUGCUGGCUCUGCCUCAGGAGCUGCAAACAUCGGAGCAAACGCUUCCUCCAAGAAGUCUGAAGAGAGACGAAAGCCCAAAAAGCUAGGCCAGAAAGGUCAAGCCAACGGUGAAAAAGCAGACGGCGAAGGCGACGCAGACGGACCAGAAGAAUCUCCAACACCACAACCAAAGAUGGAUCCGCAGACAUCAGCAUCAGCAUCUGCCCGCUCCGGUUCUCGACGAGGGAGCCGGGGUCGCGGUCGAGACUCGAGCGAACCCCCCAGUGAGGUUGACAGCGCAUAUCGAAGCGACGUCUCCCAGAAAGGCGGACGACGGAACCGAAACCGGAAUAGAGGCAAGGCCCAGGCCCAAACACAGCAGCAAGGGAAGGGCGGCCUUCUCGGCGGAGGCGGCGGGCCCCUUGAUGCAGUUGAUGAGGUCGGCGACACGGUGAAUGGCGUCGUUGACGGCGCCGGAAACCUCGUGAACGACACUGUCGGCAAAACCUUGAGCAAGCCCCACGAAGCUCUUGGAGGACUGCUGCACAGCAAAGGCGGCAAGGAAGGGGAGGGAGAAGAAGGUGACGGCGAGACCAACGAACAAUUGAGAUUAAGACUCGAUCUUAACCUAGACAUUGAAGUCCAACUGAAGGCCAAAAUUCAUGGCGAUUUGACCCUUGGCUUAUUGUCAGUCAAUCAUCCAUUCCACUGCGCGAAUGCUAACGUCUCACAGGAACUAGUGCAUGACCUCGAUUCGACACCACCCCCUACGGCCCCUUCAAAUUACCUCUACAAGCACAGCCAUUGCAACGAAUUAGCACAACAGUUGGGGAAGCUCGAGCAGGGGCAUUGGUCAUGUGUUGUUGUGUUUGGCCGAGCUGCUAUAGCCGUUAUCCGCAUCUCCGGCCCGGCAUGUUUGCAGAUUUAUCAACAGCUCUGCCCGAAUCGCGGACUCCCUAGACCUCGCACCGCGGCGUUACGAAAGCUCUACGAUCCCGAAACCGCACGAUCCUCAGAUCCCCGAGUCCUUGAUACUGGCUCAUUGGUCCUUUACUUCCCUGCGCCCAACACGGUGACCGGCGAGGAUGUACUGGAGUUCCACGUCCACGGUGGCCCUGCCAUUGUUCGCUCGGUGUUGGCCGCCAUAGCGAGAUGUGGGCACUUGAUGCACGGAAGAGAAGGAACAGUGAGACAUGCCGAACCUGGCGAGUUCACAAAAUGGGCAUUCUACAAUGGAAGAUUGGAUCUCACCCAGGCUGAAGCCCUGGGCGAGAGCCUCGCAGCCGAGACCGAACAACAACGGCGAUUAGCUGUCAGCGGCGCAGAUGGCGGACUCGCGAAAAGAUACGAAGAAUGGCGUACCAUGUUGCUAUAUGCUCGAGGGGAGCUAGAGGCUCUGAUCGACUUCUCGGAGGACCAACAUUUCGACGAGUCGCCAAUCGAGUUUGUGGCCUCGAUCUCGAAGCAGGUCCAAGCACUGAAGAGACAAAUUGAGCUUCACCUUCGGAAUGCCUCAAAAGGGGAACUACUGCGCAAUGGCAUCAACGUAGCUUUCCUGGGGGCACCAAACGCGGGCAAGAGUUCCUUGCUCAACCAGAUCGUUGGCCGAGAGGCUGCAAUCGUCAGCGCCGAAGAAGGGACCACUCGAGACAUUGUUGACGUGUCGAUCGAUCUCAAUGGUUGGCUAUGCAGACUUGGUGACAUGGCCGGACUCCGCGCCACUGGCACUGUCGGAGAGCAGCAGCAGCAGCAACUUGUCGGCGCCGUGGAACUCGAAGGCAUCCGUCGAGCACGGGAGCGGGCAUUACAAUCGGACGUUGUUCUGGUUCUAUUGCCCGUCGAAAUGGAUAAAGAUGGGAACCCGCAAGUCCCUGUCAACGGAGAAGUACUUGAGGCUGUGCAACAAUGCGAUGCUGCCGGCAAGAUUAUUCUCGUUGUUCUAAAUAAGAUUGACCUGCUCGGCAUGCAUGAUGAUCCAAAACAAGAAGGCAUGAUAGCCUUGCAGACACGGAUCCAUCAGAUAUUCCCAACUGUCCCUGAACGACGGAUUUGCUUGGUAUCCUGCAAAGAUGCGACAAGCAACGUGGUCGGCUCCGAUCCAGGUGGGAUCCAAGCAUUCCUCAAACAACUAACCAGCUCAUUCAUGGAGUUGACGACACCGUCAGCCAGCGAAGACAUUGCGGAAGCGCAACUGACUGCGGCAGAAGCGCAGUCCUACUGGACCACGUCCCUUUCAGUCACGCAUCGGCAGACCACGUACCUCUCGCAGUGCUUACAUCAUCUCGAGGACUUCCUUGCCCAGAGCCAGUCACGGCCGCAAUCUCACCUGCAGAUAGAUACCCCGGAAUUCUCCGAUUCGCCUGAUUCUGCCACUGAUUACCGCACUGAUCGCCACAAUGACCUUGUUGCUCCAAAUAUAGCACAGGUCGUUGGAAAUGGGGAUACGGAUGGUGCAGUCGAUAUCGUGACUGCAGCGGAACAUCUCCGUUUCGCCGCCGACUGCCUCGCCAAAAUCACGGGCAAGGGAGGAUCCGGUGAUGUGGAGGACAUCCUUGGAGUUGUCUUCGAAAAGUGA